CGUCCACCAGCCGCCACCACUCUCCUGCAUGCAUACCCUCGUUUCUUGAACGCUUGCAACGCUAUCAUUACUUUUACUAUCUCUACUGGCCUUGGGAAUGAUUAGCUCUGAUGUGGAGAAGUCUCGACAUCAACGCCCUCUGGAUGCCAUUGACUGGCAGGUGUAUAGGAACUUGAGCCUUCAACCGCACGGCUUUGGAAAGGAGCGCGUACGGAUAUGGCCUAGAUUGCUCAACGUAGACGAUCGAGCCUAUGUCUCUAGAGACAAAUGCGACGCCCCAGAUUCUUCUCUCUGGUCUGAUGCUAGCUUCGACCUCACGUCACCUCAGGAGCAGCAGGAGUUGCCUGGGAAUCCUCACUCUGAUGAGCGCCAGAUAACACUUGACACCGACCGCAGCUUCGUCCUCUACUCCGUAGAAGGAGUAGACAGCCGCGAAAAGCUGCAGGCCGCGCUCAACAGGCUAAUCGUGUCAGUAUUCCGUCAGAGACCGCGCCUGCAUUACUUUCAGGGCUAUCAUGACAUCGUGUCUGUGGUGUUCAUCACCUUGCCCAAAGAGCUUCACCUCCCUGUGACGGAGAAGCUCAGCCUGCAUCGCGUCCGGGACUCAAUGGGUCCCAAUCUCGACCCGGUGGUGGGUCUGCUCCGGGUGCUGAAGCGAUUACUCGAGCUCGUCGAUCCCCAUUUCGCAGAGUCACUCGAACGCACAGCGCCGUUACCUUAUUAUGCAUUGUCUAAUCUAUUGACGCUCUUCUCUCAUGACGUCCCAACGCUUCCACUCAUCCAACAUAUAUUUGAUUAUUUGCUAUGCCGGCCGCCGAUUGCCGUUGUAUACCUUGCUGCAGCGCUGACUCUCACUCGCCGAGAAGAGGUGCAAAUGCUCGAAGAGGAAGGCGAAGAGGGCAUGAUGCAUUCCCUGCUUACCGUCUUUCCGGACCUGUACGAAGAGGGCGACGAUCCACCGGAACCUCAUAAAGCUGAGGUAAUGCCGACGUCGCAAGACAUGGAAGAAACGAGCACCAAGGAAGAAGAUCCCGACGCUGUCGAUUCUGUGAGCGAGAACGCUACCCCUGCUCUCGCUCUUCCCAGUUAUCAGGACACAAGUAUCCCUGAAGAAGACGACUACGACGAGAUUACGCACAGUGCGUCUCCACGUAUCCAAGCAGAACUUUCUGCUGGAGAUACAUCAGAUGGGGUGUCGACAGACGCGGGGUCCGAGACUCUUGUCGACUCACAGGCGCCUACUCCGAUGGCAGAUGGCUCCACCAUCCCGGUAACCACCCAGGCAUCGUCACUCGAACCGGACGUGCGCGUGAAGGUUCAGCGGUCAGAGCCACCUCUUCGAUCCAUCUCAGACGACGACACCGAGCCCUCCGCACUCAUUUUGGCCGAGCAUGAGAAGUCCCCGCUCUCCCCAGCAGAAGCCGACCAGCUCCUCGUGCCCAUCUCCGAUGACGAGGAGAAACCUCCCCUCCCACCCACGCCAGCACGCACCUCCUCCCCCGAGCCCCUCGGGCGCCCGCGUCGUCCACGUAUCUCGCUCACCACGCUCCUCACGCGUGCCGACGAGCUCAUGCGUGAGUACCCCCCGACGCACCCGCAGAUCGCGCUCAGCACGAUCAUGGGCCCGCAGAGCGUCGUGCACACGUGGUCCGAGCGCGCGCGCGACCUCCCCUCGGACGACGACGCAGAGCGCAUGGUCCUCCGUCCGGACUUGAUCGUCUGCCCGCCUCCCCCAGAGCCUGUACCCUCCGAUGACGAACGGGAGCGGGAGCACGAACGCAAACGGCGGGAGAGGAGGAGGAAGUUGAGGAAGCCGAGGAGGCUGACGGACGUGAUCGUGCAGCGUAAGACGAUGGUCGCGGGCGCGGUGCUUGUCCUGGGCGUCGCGAUGGCGGUGUAUGGGUUCAAUGGGGGUGCGCUGCCUGGGAUGGGUGGGGGACAUGGAGGCCAUAGGGGGGCGUUUGGGCGGGAGUGGAGGAGGGUCGGGAAACUGUUAGGGGGAUUUAUGGUCGGGGCGGGGGAGAGGAUGUUUGAGGGGAUCAGGCAAGCUGUGUAACGGCACGAUCGCUCGCAAUGUGUUGAGUAAUGGAUCUUAC
Molecule: messenger RNA, 2096 nt
Organism: Dichomitus squalens LYAD-421 SS1
Lineage: Eukaryota; Fungi; Basidiomycota; Agaricomycetes; Polyporales; Polyporaceae
Exons: 7
Coding region: 98-2056 (652 amino acids)
Biological process (GO): positive regulation of GTPase activity; endoplasmic reticulum to Golgi vesicle-mediated transport
Cellular component (GO): endoplasmic reticulum membrane
Molecular function (GO): GTPase activator activity
Source: RefSeq, a predicted model, not a curated record